AUGUCAAACCAUGAUUCUGUGAUGCAUUGCAUCUCCCCACUGAUUCGUUUUUUCCUCCCACCGUUUGCCCUCCACCUCCCGCCGUUUGCCCUCCACCUCCCGCCGUUUGCCCUCCUCCUCCCACCGUUUGCCCUCCUCCUCCCACUGUUUGCCCUCCACCUCCCGCCGUUUGCCCUCCACCUCCCGCCGUUUGCCCUCCACCUCCCGCCGUUUGCCCUCCACCUCCCGCCGUUUGCCCUCCACCUCCCGCCGUUUGCCCUCCACCUCCCGCCGUUUGCCCUCCACCUCCCGCCGUUUGCCCUCCACCUCCCGCCGUUUGCCCUCCACCUCCCGCCGUUUUCCCUCCACCUCCCGCCGUUUGCCCUCCACCUCCCGCCGUUUGCCCUCCACCUCCCGCCGUUUGCCCUCCACCUCCCGCCGUUUGCCCUCCACCUCCCGCCGCUUGCCCUCCACCUCCCGCCGCUUGCCCUCCACCUCCCGCCGCUUGCCCUCCACCUCCCGCCGUUUGCCCUCCACCUCCCGCCGUUUGCCCUACACCUCCCGCCGUUUGCCCUCCACCUCCCGCCGUUUGCCCUCCACCUCCCGCCGUUUGCCCUCCACCUCCCGCCGUUUGCCCUCCACCUCCCGCCGUUUGCCCUCCACCUCCCGCCGUUUGCCCUCCACCUCCCGCCGUUUGCCCUCCACCUCCCGCCGUUUGCCCUCCACCUCCCGCCGUUUGCCCUCCACCUCCCGCCGUUUGCCCUCCACCUCCCGCCGUUUGCCCUCCACCUCCCGCCGUUUGCCCUCCACCUCCCGCCGUUUGCCCUCCACCUCCCGCCGUUUGCCCUCCACCUCCCGCCGUUUGCCCUCCACCUCCCGCCGCUUGCCCUCCACCUCCCGCUGUUUUCCCUCCUCCACCCGCCCCGUGCCUCUCCCCAGUCCGAGAAUUCCAAAGAAAACCCUUCCCCAGAUGGCACCUUCCCCUACCCACCAACCCCGCGGCUCCUCUUUUACCCUUCAGCCAUCCCUGUGAGAGUCGAGCCCUUCACAUGCCCGUCGCGCCUCCCUCCAGUCUAUGCCCGUCCAGGUGUCUUCCUCACAGCAAGAAUCACUCCCGCGCUGCCAGGUGUCAACGUCUCAGUGGUUGCUGACUCAGCAAGCGACGCAGGGGGUUGGAAGGCAGGGGAGUUGGUGGGAUGGCGGUUGACAGAGGGGUGGCACGGAGUAGAAAAGGGGAGGAGGGAUUUGGGGGAGAGUGAUGGGGAGGAGGGGAGAGUAGCAGGGGCGGGGAUGGAGGGGGAGGAUGAUACAGAGGCGGUUGUGCUGGGUCCGCUGUACGACGAUGCAAGCUACCACGUGGAACUGAAUAAGUGUGCAGGAGGGAGACAUCUUCUUAUCUUCUCGUCCGCUCGAGACAACUCUUUUGCAGCAGAGAAGGCCAAACCCACACAGGUGAGUGCAGCUGUUGCGAAUGUUUUGGUUGCACAUGCAACUGGUGUUAAUGCGAGUGUGACUGUGCUGGAAGGCUACAUCUUGUCGUCCACUGGAGACAACACUUUCACAGCAGAGAGGGACAAACCCACACAGGUGAGUGCAGCUGUUGGGAAUGUUUUGGUUGCACAUGCAACUGGUGUUAAUGCGAGUGUGACUGUGCUGGAAGGCUACAUCUUGUCGUCCACUGGAGACAACACUUUCACAGCAGAGAGGGACAAACCCACACAGGUGAGUGCAGCUGUUGCGAAUGUUUUGGUUGCACAUGCAACUGGUGUUAAUGCGAGUGUGACUGUGCUGGAAGGCUACAUCUUGUCGUCCACUGGAGACAACACUUUCACAGCAGAGAGGGACAAACCCACACAGGUGAGUGCAGCUGUUGCGAAUAUUUUGGUUGCACAUGCAACUGGUGUUAAUGCGAGUGUGACUGUGCUGGAAGGCUACAUCUUGUCGUCCACUGGAGACAACACUUUCACAGCAGAGAGGGACAAACCCACACAGGUGAGUGCAGCUGUUGCGAAUGUUUUGGUUGCACAUGCAACUGGUGUUAAUGCGAGUGUGACUGUGCUGGAAGGCUACAUCUUGUCGUCCACUGGAGACAACACUUUCACAGCAGAGAGGGACAAACCCACACAGGUGAGUGCAGCUGUUGCGAAUGUUUUGGUUGCACAUGCAACUGGUGUUAAUGCGAGUGUGACUGUGCUGGAAGGCUACAUCUUGUCGUCCACUGGAGACAACACUUUCACAGCAGAGAGGGACAAACCCACACAGGCGGUGCUGCAUCCCUCUUCUCUCUUGUUUCUUUCCUUCAACCCUCAAACAUUACUUUCUUGUAGCAGCAAAUGUGCAAGCCUGGCAGCAGCAGCGGGGGGGAGCAGCAGGAGUGCAAGUGGCAGUAGUAGAUUCUCCACCGCUGGAUCUGAGUAG
This is a messenger RNA of Closterium sp. Naga37s-1, 2397 nucleotides long. The record is from the annotation of a GenBank genome assembly. Lineage: Eukaryota; Viridiplantae; Streptophyta; Zygnematophyceae; Desmidiales; Closteriaceae.